AUGUUUGUUUCCAAUCCAUCAGCUUCUUUCAAUUUAACAAGCAUUGAAAAGAAGUUAGCAGCAAUUGAAACAACAUCAUCGGCUUCUUCGUACACAGUAAAACCUACAAAUCGAGUAACGAAAGUUAACAAUGAAACAGAGUUAGAUGCACACUUGAAAAGUGAAAGAGCAGGUUUCAAUGAUGAUCAAUUUGAAUAUUUAACCCAACAAUCGUUAACUCAAGCUGACACCGAUUACUGGGAAGAAAUCUUUGAUGAUAGUUUGAAACGACGACGAAAUUUAAUUAACUGUCUAUUAGCUGAUGAUCUUCGUCCUCGUUCAAUUUCUUCGUACGAUACAGCAUCAUCGACAAAAACUGUACAAAUAUUAAAUGAUUCCACAACAUCUCCACCUCCAUCUGACUUCAAAUCGGGUUGGAUAUCUCAAUCAAAUCAAUCAUCUGUAUUUACUGAUCUAACAUCCGUCGAACAGCAAUAUGCUCAAACACUGAUCAGAUACAAUUCAACUAGAACAUCAGAUGGUACAGGUGAUGGUGAUCAAUUAAUUGUACAGUAUAAACAAAUUGCCAAGAAUUUUGAAACACAAGGAGUCGCUGAUAUGUGGCACGCUGCUGAAUGGAUGUCUGAAGUCCUUGAUUAUGAUUAUGACAAAAAAGAUCUAUUUCAAGCACAGCGCGCUAUCGUUCUCUGUGCACGUGACUAUCUUGAACGAAGUUUUCGUCAAGCAUUGGAAAUAACCUAUAAUGAUAUUGAUCUAUAUGGAUGUUUAUUAUCAUUUAUAACAUCGAAUGAGAAGAUUUCUGGUUUGCAAUCUGUUGAUGAUCGUCUUGUCGACGGCGUUUCAGCAUGGCCAUUGAUUUUCUAUGCAUUGAGAGCAGGUGAUAAUGAUUUGGCUCUACGAAUCAUUCAGAAAGCCAAUUUACCUCAUGUUCGAACUUUACUUGAAAAUUAUCUAUCAAAAGAUCAAACGGUAGUCGCAAAUAUCUCGACGACAUCAAAUAAAACUUCAAAUAUUCAAAAUAUUGAAUACAGUCUUGUAGGAAAUCCUUAUAAACGUGCCGUGAUUUGUAUAUUGGAUCGAACGAAUUUAGUCGAUGCCCAUGAAGAUGUUUUAUUAUGUAUUGAAGAUUUUCUCUGGAUAAAACUAGCACAGAUUCAGAUCAUCAACGAAACCGCUUUUCAAGAUCGUACUCAUGUUCAAUUAACUAUUCCACGACUUCAACGUUGGAUUCUACGUGAUCUUGGUGAAGAAUAUUUCAAAGCAUAUGAACAACCAUUUCGUUAUGCACGUGUUCUACUCCUCUGUGGUGCAUUCGAAUCUGCUUGUGAAUUCUUAUUUAAGCUUCCUUCGACCAAAGUUCAUUCAGUUCACUUAGCAAUUUAUUUCAACGAGAAAUACCUACUUGGUUUAACAUCAUCGGUCGACGAAUGCAUGAUUAUGAUCGCAGGCAGUUCUCAACAGAAUAAAACGAGCACUGUACUGAAUCUACCUAAACUGAUUGAAUCGUAUUUGAGAGAGAAAUUAAUCCACGAUCAACGGCGAUAUUGGGAAUUGAUUAAUUAUGCGUAUGCGUUGAUUAAGAUCGAACACUUAGAAGCUGGAACAGAAUUCCGUCGAUUAUUAAUUGAUUUAACGACAAAUUUAGAUGAUUUGCAUAUUGUAUAUGGAAAAUGGGCUAUAGUUACGAAUGGCGAUGAUGGAGAUGAGAAUAAAACUGUGAAACUUGAACGAGGUCUUUUGCAUCGAUUAUUCUCGCAUCUUGAUGACUCGGAUAUAGACGAUAUUUUAAUACAACUUGCAGAAUCAAUUGAAGAACAUCACCGUUCACAUUUAAUUGUUGCAUCUGCACUCUAUGAACUUGCUCAUGAAUACGAACCCUCAAUUCGACUUGCUUCAGAAUAUAUGACACAAAUCAUUCUCGAUCGUCUAUUAAUACCUUCAUCAACAUCAACACCAUUGCCAUUCGUCUAUGAAUUCGCUCAACGGCUGCAAAUUCUCUCAAAUACUGAAAUCGUUGAAGAAAAACAGCACUAUUUUCUGUUAUUAGAUACGUAUGCUUUCGUUGAUUAUUAUUUGCGAACUGGUCAACAGCAACGAGCUUUUAUUGUUCUAAAACAAUUGAAACUAUUUCCGUACGGAAAAGAUUAUGACGAAGAUGAACAAGUUCGACAAUUAUUAACAUCAAAUAAAUGGUUACAACACUUGUUUCCUCAUCUUUGUAUUGCUGCACUUCGAACGCAUCUAGCAGUUAUUCAACAAGAAUCACAUUCAUCGUUAAGCGAAGAGGAAAGAAAUCAAUAUGAAUUUUAUCGUCGAACAGCUUCAAUGGAUUUAACUCAUCUAGCGGAAUUUGCUCAUAUGCAAUCACAAUUAUUUACACGAACACAACUACGUUCCAUUGAUCGACUCUGUGAACAAGCGAAUCAAUACUAUGAUGAAGAAAUGUCAUUUCAUUAA
This is a messenger RNA of Adineta ricciae, 2457 nucleotides long. The record is from the annotation of a GenBank genome assembly. Lineage: Eukaryota; Metazoa; Rotifera; Eurotatoria; Adinetida; Adinetidae.